Molecule: messenger RNA, 2034 nt
Organism: Puntigrus tetrazona (Sumatra barb)
Lineage: Eukaryota; Metazoa; Chordata; Actinopteri; Cypriniformes; Cyprinidae
Product: GTPase IMAP family member 4-like
Exons: 2
Coding region: 107-1414 (435 amino acids)
Molecular function (GO): GTP binding
Source: RefSeq, a predicted model, not a curated record
GUCUCAGCUGCUUGCAAGAUUAUACAUUUGUUGGCAGGCAUGAAAUGCUUUCAUUUGAACAGAAACAGACAACGAUCGAGCGCAGAGGCUAAACAGAAAGGUUAAAAUGGCUGAGCUGAGAAUUGUUUUGUUGGGUAAACAAGGAGCAGGAAAGAGCGCUUCAGGAAACACUCUUCUGCGUAGUCAGUCAUUCCACACAGCGGCAGGCUCAGAGCGAGUCACUCGCACCUGUGUAAUGGGUAGGUCCACUUUAGACGAGCAAGAAAUCAAAGUGAUUGACACUCCUGGGUGGUGUGAUUCACCUCAGUUGGAGACUGACAUCAAGCAGGAAAUCAUCAGAUGCAUUAGUAUGUCCAGUCCUGGGCCACAUGUGUUUCUGUUGGUGCUGCCCAUCGGCAGAUUUACCAAUGAAGAGAUAAAUACGGUCAUGAAUAUCAUGAAGGAGUUUGGGGAUGAAGUCAGCAAAUACAUGAUCGUGCUAUUCACCAAAGGAGAUGAUCUGGAGGAGAGGCCUAUUGAAGACUACCUAAAAGAACUUCACUCAGAUCUGAAAGCAAUCAUUCAGAUUUACGGUGGAAGAUAUCACGUCUUUAACAACAGAGACAAAAGCAACCAGAAACAAGUCUCUUCUCUUCUGAUGAAGAUCAAUAAGAUGGUGGAGAGGAAUGAGGAAAAAUGUUACACAACAGCCAUGUAUCAAAAAGCGAAGGACCAAAAGAGUGAUGAGGGCAGACAACAAUGUAGGAGAGAAAAGGAUAAUUCAGUUCCAGACGAAAGCAAAAGUCACUCUACAAAUCAAAAUGGAGAUAAGAGAAGCAGACACGAUGGUAUGAAAGGUAGAGAGCACAGAGGUAUAUCAGAGGCCGGAAAGGAGUGUUCACAGAAAUGGAAAACGCAACAGCAAACCAGAGAUACACAACACAGAGAGUGUGAAAGAAUAAAGCAGUUCACAAUGGAAGUAGAAAGUGAAAAAUGGGAGAAAGGAGAAGAACAGAGAAGAAGAGAAAAGCCUGGAGAAGAUGACAAAAGACAGAGGAGUUACGAGGUUGAUGAUGCCAUUAGGAGAUAUGGAGAAGAAAAUGGAGAAAUAUCAAGGGAAAUAAAAACACUAAAACAUACUAUAAAACAGUUAAAUGAAUCAAUAAUUAAAAAUGAUGCUUUAAAGUGUAUGUGGAGUAAUGAGAGGGACAAAUUAAUAACUAAAAUACAUGAACUGAAAACAGAGGUAAUGAUUAAGAAUAAUGAGCUUAAACAAGCAGAAAUGAAGAAUGAAGAAUUAAAGCAACAGUUUAAAGAACAAACUGAGAUGUUUGAGAAGAUGGAAAAAUUAUGGGCUCAGCAAAAAACACAAGAUGAAAAAACAAAAUCACAUGCUUUCUUCGAUUUUUUUCAAAGUUUAUUUAAUUUAAAAUGACCCAUAUUACUAUCACCAUAGUGUUUGCAAUGUUUAACAUGAUCAUUACAAACAUCAUGUGAUAUCAAAAUAAUAUAUCCACAUAUAUGCAUAAUUCAACCCAGAGGCAUUUAAGGUACCGAAUUUUGAUUGAAAUGCACUUUUCUGUUAUUCUCUUCUAACUCAGAUUCAGACUUUGUAUAAGAAAUGUUUCAUAAGCAGAGUAGUUUGAGAAAUUAAUGUUUAUGGCACAAUGUUUUAUUAUGUAUUUCACUAAGCAAUGUGCAUGAUCCGCACAUCAGUAAAGUUUGUCAUGAUUAUUGUUGAAACAAAAUAUCCUAUUCAUUUAGGAAUUACACUGUUCUUGUAAUACAUUAAUGAUUUUUUUAAUAUAUAUAUAAUUGAUGCCUAUUUUUGUUAUAUAUAUUUUUUUACUAUUUCUGUUCCAAGAGUUUUUACAAGGGACUAUUUUCCCUUAUUUGAACAAAAAUCAUAUCAAAAUAUAUAAUGCGGAUGCAUAUGUAAUGCAUAUAAUGUUCUUACGUUAUGUGCAAGUCAUUUAUUUCUAAACUUUAUAUGUGUUGUGCUGUUUUGUGUGUAAUGUAACUAUUACGUACACAAUAAAGGGAUAUUAAAAAGAA